AUGAGUGAUGAUGGAAAUCAAGAACGUGAGACAAAAGAAGGAAAAACUAAGACAAAAGGAAAUACGGGUGGAACACUUUCACAAAUAUUUAUGAAAUCAAUGAGAAAAUCAGCUGGAAAAUCACGUGCUCCACUUCCAUUUGGAAUGAAUUCUGGUAAUAAUGCAUCAAGUUCUAAUAAUAAAGGAAAUCAUUUAAAUGCUCCUAAUGAAAGUACAUUUAUACUUUAUGGUGCAUCUGAUUCAACUAUAGUUUCAUCAUCUACAACAUCUAAUGAUCUUGAUGUUAGUACACUUAAUGAUGAUGAAGUACGAGAACGUUUUAAAUCUGUUAUGGAUGAUUUAUUGGAAGGAAAUGAAACAAAAAAGAAAAUGUUUGAACAAACAACAACAGCACAUAUGAGAGAAAUGCUUAUUUCACAUUAUAAACUUGCCACUAAUGAAAUGAGUGGUGCUAAAUCACCUGAAUAUCAAAUUCAAUGUUUAAAUAAUGUUACUAUUGAUAAUAUUUAUUCAAAAAAUAGUAAAGAAACAUUUGAACGUGUUGCAUUUUCAUUAAAAAAAUAUGGUUUAAAAUGGAGUAAAGUAUUUGGUGAAAAUUAUAAUGGUCCAAAUGCAAUGCUUAAAGCAAUGCGAGCAUGUAUCACUAAAAUACAAUAUACACGAGAAAAAAUUAAUCGUGAUGGUGAUGAACGUCGUGAAAAACAAAGUACAUUAUAUGAAAUACUUGCUGCUGGUAUUGAAGCAUUUAAAAAUUAUCUUAAUCUUGGUUGGAAUUUUAAUUCCAUGAAAGAAUCACUUGCAAAAGAUAUAGCUGAAAUUACAAUUGAUGUAUUAAAUAUUUUAUAUUCGGAAAAUGAUGAACGUUCAAAUAAAACUAAAUUUACAUGUGCAAUUCUUUUAUUUGCAUUGGCUAUGCCAAAUGAAAAUAAUCCUUCUAAUGGUCAAAAUAUAGUUCAACUUCUUUCAAAAUCUGCUCAAAAAUGGUGUCCUGGUCGUGAACGUUUUGAAUGUCUAAUUCAUGAACUUAAUGGAACAAUAGAAAUAGCUAGUAGUUUUUUAAUGUGUAUCAAUGCUAUAUUUGUUACAUUAUCAACAGAACAUCGAUAUCAUUUACGUAGUGAAUUAUUUCGUUCUGGUUUUAAAUCACGUUUUGAAGAAUUACAAAAACGAGUUAAUGAAUGUGAAGAUCCAAAACAAAAAGAUAAUUUAUUAACACAAAUUAAUUUAUUUCUUCAUCACAUUGAUGAUGAUUAUCAAUCAAUGAAUAUUAAACUUGAAUCAAUAUCUAAUACAUGGGCUGAUCUUCAAGCUUGUUUUGAUUAUUUAUAUGGUUUAGUAAAAAAUACUUCAUCAGAACCUAUACUUUCAAGUAUUAUUAAUCGACUUAUCUGUAUUCGAGAUGAUCAAGCUAUUCGUUUUUCUUAUCUUCGUUUAAUUGAUGAAUGUAUAACACGUAUUGUUUUUUCAAAAACAGCAUGUGAUCCUGAUUUUGAUACAUAUUCAAUGGAUAGUGAAUCAAUUGGAGAUUCUGGUCUAAGUUUAAGUGAUCAUCUAUCAUCAGUACGUAAUGGUUCAUUACAUGAUUUAUCACAAAUGGCUGGAAAUGCUGUCAAUAAUUUAACAGUAACAGAAAAUGAAAUACAAAUUAAUUUAAUGAAAGAACGUGUUGAACAUCUUGAAAAAACAAGAGAAAAAUUAACAAAAGCACUUGAAAAUAUUUUAAGCAAGGUCGAUACAGAAACAGCAAUUAAUUUUAAAAAACAAUACGCUGAUAUUUUUGGAGAAUCAAUAUCGAUUAUUGGAUCUGCUAGUAACAUUCCACCACCACCUCCUCUUCCAUCAUCAACAGGCAACAUGCCGCCACCACCGCCACCGAUGCCACCAUCAUUAGGAAAUAUUCCACCACCACCUCCAUUACCUGGUGAUUUAAUGCCACCACCUCCACCACCAGGAAAUAUUCCUCCACCACCUCCUCCUAUGCCAGGUCUUAUACCACCAGCACCUCCAAUGAUGACAGAAGGUGGUGUACCACCGCCACCUCCUCCACCAUUUCCAGGUAUGGUAGGUAGCGGAGGACCGCCACCACCACCUCCUCCACCAUUUCCUGGAAUGACCGGUAGUGGAGGUCCACCACCCCCACCGAUGAUGAACAUGAAUGCUCCUUCAUUUGGUCCACCACCAGUGCCUGAAUAUUUACCAAAAAAAACAAAAAUAUGUUCAUUUUUUACAACAAUUAAAGAAAAUUUUGCUACAAAAUCAGCUCCUAUUAAAAAUCUUGCUGAUAGUGAUAAUGAAUCAUCAUCAACAACAACAGCGAAAAAAACAAAGGAAUUUCGUGUACUUGAUCCACGUGCUGGUCAAAAUUUUGCUAUUAUGUUUAGUCAAUUAAAAUCAACUCCACAACAAUUUCGUCAAUGGCUUCUUGCUUGUGAUAGUGAACAUUUAACGAGUGAUUUACUUGCUCAAUUAGAUAAAUCAUUUCCUAGUCCAGAAGAAUUAAAAAAACUUUCAGAAUUAAAAAAUGAAAUAUAUGAUUUACCUGAUGCUGAACAAUAUUUUUGUGCUGUUAGCGAUAUAAAACGUUUACAACAACGUAUUAAAAUACUUCUAUUUAAAAGUCAAUACAAAGAAUUACUUGAAGAAACAGAAAAAAAUUUUGUUGCUGCACGACAAGCUUCUGAAACAGUUCGUCGUUCUAAACGUUUUCCAAAAUUAAUUGAACUUGUAUUAACAAUUGGUAAUUAUAUGAAUUCAAGUGGUAAAACAUAUGAACCAAUAUAUGGUUUUGAUAUUAAUUUUCUUCCAAAAUUACAUUCAACAAAAGCUAAUGAUGGUAAACGAACAUUAUUACAUUUUAUUAUACAAGAAAUUGAAAAAGAUCAUGCAGAUUUAUUAAAAUUUGGUGAUGAAUUUCAAGGUGUUGCUGAAGUAGCAUCAAAAAUUGAUACUAAUGAAUUACAAAGAAUAUUAAAUGAAAUAAAAUCACGUGUUAGUAGUGCACAAACAGAUUUAGAUAAUGCUAAAAAUGCAACAACAGAUUCAAUAUCAGGAGAUCGUUUUGCUCAAACAAUGGAAGGUUUUGUUAAAAUAGCACGAGAUGAUAUUGAAAGACUUGAAGUAUUAAAUACUAAAAUGACAAGUGCAUAUCAAGAUUUAUGUGAUUAUUUAACAAUUGAUCCUAAAAAAUGUCCAUUAAAUGAGUUUUUUACUGAUUUAAAAACAUUUUGUACAGUAUUUUUAACAUGUCUACAAGAAACUCGUCUAUGGCGUGAACAAGAUGAAAAAGCUAAACGUGCACAAAUGUCAAAACAACUUGUUGAUGAUAUACGAAAGAAACAUCGUGCAGAACCAAAAGCUGAACAAAAACCAUUCUUUAAACCAAGUGAUGAAGAUACUGAUGUUGUAUCAAAUCUUAUGUCUGUUCUCAAAGACGCUAAUAUGACUUCACAACCAAGACGAGUUCGUCGGCCACCAGAAGUUGAAAUAUUUGGUGGAGUGUUGAAUGAAUUAAAUACUAAUCGAGUACAUCAACCAUCAUCUUCGGUUCGUGUUGAUGUUCGAUCUAAUCAUAAUCGUCCACCACCACCACCACCGCCACAUUCAUCUCAUGAUGGCACUCGACAAACACAGCAUCAAAUACCUCCGCCUAUACCAGCACGAAAUCUUCGGUCUACUACUACUACGGGAAAGAAUAAAGAUUACCAAACAAUACUCGAACAAAUUUUACAUGAAUUAACUAAAAUAAAUCUAUCAAACAAAGACGAACGUAUUCUACUUAUAGGACAAAUUGAUGGACUUAUUGCCUAUAAAGUAAAUAUAAUAGGUCUUAUUGCUGAUAAUAAUCCGACGACGAAUAAACUUAUAGCAAAAUCAAGUGAUACAUUCAAAAAUAUUUUAUAA
This is a messenger RNA of Rotaria sordida, 3900 nucleotides long. The record is from the annotation of a GenBank genome assembly. Lineage: Eukaryota; Metazoa; Rotifera; Eurotatoria; Philodinida; Philodinidae.